GAGCACACAGCCGACAGUGUUGAAAACUGUUAUAAUAGUCUCAAUUAACAUGUUUCAUGUAAAAGACUACGCACUUUGGCUAUAUAUACAAAUAAACUACUCUGUUUUUGGUUAAGUUAACCAAACAGAGCUUCACAAAAUCUUUCACAGGAUUGAUCAUAGAGAAUCCACACAGAGAGGCCAUGGAAGUAGAUCAAAUUCUGUGCAUGAAUGGAGGAGAGGGAGAAACUAGCUAUGCGAACAACUCACUCAUUCAAAAAGAGGCAAUGCUCAAGGCAAAGCCAAUAUUAGAAGAGAGCAUAGCAAAGGUGUAUCUAAGCAGCUCCGCUGAGUGUCUAAAUGUGGCAGAUUUUGGAUGUUCAUCUGGCCCCAACACACUGUUGCUGAUUUGGGAGAUGAUCGACACAAUCCAUGCAACAUCGCAAGGAUUCAAUCGAAAGGCACCCAUGUUCCAAGUUUUCCUUAAUGAUCUUCCAGGAAAUGAUUUCAAUACCAUUUUCAGGUCAUUGCCAAGUUUCUAUGAGAAACUAAAGAAAGAUAAGGGAAGUGAGUUUGGGCCUUGUUUCAUAGCAGGAAUGCCUGGGAACUUCUACGGGAGGCUCUUUCCUAAUCAUUUUCUUCAUUUUGUUCAUUCUUCUUACUGUCUUCAUUGGCGUUCCCAGAUCCCUGACCUUGUCGGAGAAUCAGGAGUUCCAUUAAACAAAGGGAAUAUUCACAUCGCAAAGACAAGCCCCCAUGGAGUGCGUAAAGCGUAUUUGGAUCUUUUCAAGAGGGAUUUCACAUCAUUUCUGAGAUCACGUGCGCAAGAGAUGGUCCCCGGUGGUCACAUGGUCCUUACCUUUCAAGGCAUGGGCAGUAACAGAAAAGCUGAUUCUUCUAGCAAUCAGAGCUUCACCAUCUGGGAGUUAUUAGGAAUCACCCUAAAUGACAUGGUCCUAGAGGGAAAAGUUGAAGAGGCAAAAUUAGACAGGUUCAAUCUGCCAUUUUAUGCACCUACUGCAGAAGAAGUUAGGGAUGUGAUUCAAACAGAAGGAUCCUUCAACAUUCAACGAUUGGAAACAGUUGAAGUGGACUGGGAUUCUAACAUGGAUGACAGUAACAAAAGCUUUGGGUCUGAUAAACCCAGUAGAGGAAAGUAUGUGGCAAUAGGCAUAAGGGUGGUUGCAGAGCCAAUUCUGGCAAGUUAUUUUGGAGAAGAUAUCAUGGAUGAUUUGUUUGACAUGUUUUCCAACAACAUUGAAGAAUACUUGGAGGUUGAGGAAGCCAAGUACACGAACAUAAUCGUUUCCAUGAAUAAGUGAUGCAGGAGAAAUUUGAAAAAAUUGUUAUUUUAAUUAUGUAUGUGUGUUUUAGUUUUCCUUUUUCAAUAAGGAUUGAGUUUUUCCUUUCCUAUUAGGAUUGGUUUUACUUUUCCUAUUAGGAUUUGAUUUCAUUUUCCAAUUAUGUUUGGUUUUCCUUUUUCUUGUUAAUUUAGGAGGUGCCUAGCCUAUAUAAAGGCAUCUAGUCUUUGUUAUUUUUCAAUUUAGUUUACACUAUCAAUUAAAUUUAAGUCUUUCAGAGCUAUUUUUCUGU
Molecule: messenger RNA, 1572 nt
Organism: Corylus avellana
Lineage: Eukaryota; Viridiplantae; Streptophyta; Magnoliopsida; Fagales; Betulaceae
Product: S-adenosyl-methionine 4-1-methyl-2-pyrrolidinyl-3-oxobutanic acid methyltransferase
Molecular function (GO): methyltransferase activity
Source: RefSeq, a predicted model, not a curated record